Papilio polytes (common Mormon) is the source of this 761-nucleotide messenger RNA. It is a transcript of the gene ND-ACP, whose product is annotated as acyl carrier protein, mitochondrial. Gene Ontology annotation, biological process: fatty acid biosynthetic process. The record is from RefSeq and is a predicted model, not a curated record. Bases 80 to 535 code for a protein of 151 amino acids. Gene Ontology annotation, molecular function: acyl binding; acyl carrier activity. Lineage: Eukaryota; Metazoa; Arthropoda; Insecta; Lepidoptera; Papilionidae. The transcript has 3 exons. Gene Ontology annotation, cellular component: mitochondrion.
CGAAGAGACAUUUCUCGGCUGUCGAUUUUCUGAAUUCUGAAUUCUUCUUUUGUCUAUGAAGAAAUAGAAUUCAAGCGACAUGGCUGCUGCGAAUAUUGUUCGUAGUGCUUUUGGUGGAUUAUUACGAAAAUCCACGUCUUACAGAACUCCGGUCGUAUGUCGGCUAUCUACAGUAGUCGCUGUACAAAAACUCCGUACCGUACAAACCAUUGCUAAGAUAAACUACCAAGUGCAAAAUGGGACCGGGAAAAUCUGCGUCCGCAACUACAGUGGUGGGCCUCCACUUACCCUAGACUUAAUAACGAAAAGAGUUCUGCUCGUACUCCAACUUUAUGACAAAGUUAAACCUGAUGAGUUAACUUUGGAGUCCCACUUCAUGACCGACUUGGGUCUGGACUCACUUGACCAUGUGGAGGUGAUCAUGGCUAUGGAAGAUGAAUUUGGUUUUGAAAUUCCUGAUGGUGAUGCAGAGAGGCUGGUGAGGCCCAAAGAUAUUGUUCAGUAUAUUGCAGAUAAAGAAGACAUUUAUGAAUAGGGUUUUGUUUUUAAAUUAAAUCUCAAGUCUAGACCAAAUGUGAUUUAAAAAUACACUUUUUACUUAUUGGUCUAAGAUUGUGAUUCUGCUUAGUGUCUAGUUUUUUUGUUUAACAUGUUAUUCAAAAGAAGGACCAUUGUGAAAGAUAAAUGAAGGAACAUCUAUUAGGUGAGAAUGUAAAAAGUGUAAAUUCUGUUUUUAUUCAAUACAGGCUUGUUAGAAUAGA